AUGGAUCCGUAUGGCUAUGCGUAUAGCCAGAGCGAGCCCUAUUUCCCACAGCAAUAUGAUACGCAAACUCGCCACGCAUAUCCGUUCCCAGGAAGCUCAGGACCCGACAACGUCGGCAUUGGACUGCAGCAUAGCCAGAAAGAUUAUACACAAAGUGGUUUUCAGAACGGCCACAGUCUCAUACCAGGUCUUGGGAUGAGUCUAUCAAAUGGCGCCUCUGAAAUAGAUCGUGGACCUCUGCCUACCUCCUAUGUCCAGGCCACUGAGCCAGGCCCCAUGACUGCAAACGCGCAACUCUCUAACAAACAGAACGCUUCUCUUGACACUGAAGAAGCUAGGCAAUCUACCACCCAGAAUGGGCCAACGAACGAGGCAAUGGAGGAGGGUGAGGUAAGCGAAGGGGAGCUUGAAGAUAUAUACGACCCGGAGGCGCUCGAUGAGAAUACGCAUGAGGCCCCAAAAUCUUCCAACUUGACACCCCAUACCGUAGAGACGAGACAGCAAGGGUUUCCCAAGGACAGUGAAGGUGUGCUCUCCAGCCAUUUCCGCCCAGACAUACAAGUGUCUGUGACUGAGUUUGAUACAGGAUUGGAGCGCUCUGGCUCAUACUCUCCUUACCUGUCCCCGCGAGAAAUUACUUCCACACGGCCGGCUAGUCCCCAGGGUCAGCAGGCAAACCAAGCCGAUCUCAAAACUCCCACCGCAUCAUUCUCCUCCGACUCAGAAGCUACCUCCAACCGGGCUGAAACCGCCUGGGAAGAGGCGCGAAAACACGCCCAGGACACAAUCUUGCGGCUUUGGCCGCUUAAAAUCCGAUAUCAAGAUUAUCUCAACGAAGGGUUGGACGAAGCAACGCUGCGCAGCUUAUUCACCGACCUAGGCCUUGAUAUGAAAAUAUCGCCGGAAAAAGAGUCGCAUACUGCGAAUGUUCAAGCCAUGGAUUCCGGUCUUCCUACAGUCACUAACCUUGAGGAUUCAAGCCAAGCACAACCAAAAGCUCCAAUGGCUAACCCUCCCAAGGAACCGAAACGGAGCCGUGGCGAGGAGCGCAAGGACAGGAUCGCACGCCUUCUGGCCGCAAAGCAGGCCAGUGGCCCCCAGCCUUCUGAAAAGCCCGGUGUCACGCCGACCGCAAAACAGGCUGAAAAGCCUCCAUCAUCUGUAACGCCAGCUAAAACCCAGGCUCAAAUAGCCGAGAAGUCCAAACUGGUGCAGCAAAAGAUGGAAGCCUUACGAAAGGCUCGAGAGGCACAAGCCCAAGCCCAAGCUGCUAGCCGCCAGCAGGCUGCGGAGGUCACUCAGCCGAACCUCACACAGAACUCAUCCGCCACGCAGCCCCCUCCGGUAGAAAUCGUCACGUCAAAUCAUCACCCAGUACAGGACAGCAACACCAACACGCCCUCUUCGAUACCCGGGCUCUUUCUCCCUACCGGUCAGACCACUCCCUCCAGUUCACAGCAAAAACGUCCCAUGGCCUCGGAGCUGAAUGACCUCUCUGACCCCACGACCAAACGACCGUUUGGUCAACCCCGGCAAUCACAGCGAUUCCUGAUAGAUGUUAGCGACGAUGAGGAUGACGCCGCCAUGGACAUCGACUCACCUGAACUCGACUCAUCAUCCGUUCAUCGCUCCAACUCACCUUUCAAGGUUCCCUCAUUUCCAAUGCUUCCAAGCAGUUCCACACCUCUGGAGAAUAUAAAUACAGGCUUGGCACAAACCCCCCCUAGAAAUACGCGAUCAGCCAUGGGCGGUGGUAAUUUGGAGUCGAUGAACAAGGAAAUUGAGCUCAUGAAGCGACGGAUUGCUGAAGCUGAAGCACGGAGGCGGGCAAAACUUUCAAGGACAGGGUCGGCGCAUGGCCAGAACGGCCAUGAUGACAUGAAUACCGAAUCUAGUGAGCAUACCUCUAAAUCAGGCCCUGUUUCGUCUGUGGAUGGAAGCGAACUCGCAAGGGAAGAGUCUCCUCCAGCUGGGCCGUUAGAAAUUGUUUCUCAGAGGCUGCCGAAAGCCUCAGAUUUAAACCAAACUGAGCGGCGCAUCGCCCUCCGCCAGCGAUCUCGUGUGGCUAGCGAGCGAUUGCCUCUUGUUGAAGCUCAUCGCCAGGAACAGCUCAGAAAGCUUGAGGCUCUACGUUCCCAGAUGGAAGACAUUCAGAAAGAUAUUGAGGCAAGCUUAGAAGAGGAAAAACAACUGCGCGAUGAGGUGACAUUCUGCACAGAGAUUCAGAAUGACCCCAAAGACACCCCGGGUCCUGUGCCAGCAGUGAAAGAACCGGCUGUUGUUGAAGCGUUGGAUACACCUUCUCAUGAUUCAGCAUCAGGCCCUCAGCCUGAAAGCCAGGUUAUGGCUGUGGAAACCGAACAGCACACCCCUGCCGACGUUACGCAAGGUGGCACUCCUGACAAUUUUGUUGAUCACGCAUCACUUGACGAUGAGAAUAAUACUGAGAUGCCUGACAUUGAGAGUCAGGAAGACACGGACGAUAACUCUGAUGAUCGAAUGGACGAAGACACCACUUCUAGUGAAGCCGAGUUUCAGCCUGAAGUACAAGACCAAGGAUUGGAGGCAGAAACCUCAACAGAACAGGAAGCUCUGGUUAAUGGGCAACCCCACGGUCCAGAUGCUUGUGAACCUGAGGAUUUGGAACUGCAAACCUUGAUGCAAGAGUCUGACAAAUCACCUUCUUUCAGCCCUGAGCCUGCUGAAAACUCCUCUGGUGAGACGAGUGAUAACGAACAACAGGCCAAUUUGCCUACCUCUCUCACCAAGUCGAUUUCGACAGGGCAGGUAGAAUCAACUGCAGCAUCUCCAAGAGAAGAAAACCGCCAAGAAAAACUUGAAUUAAGACCCGGCUCUAGCUUUGUCCCCUACGAUUCGUCUCUGAGACCUUUCCGUGCGUAUCGGUUUCAUCCUCGAUUCAACAACUCAGUCCCAGGCGGUUUCCGUUCCUUGACGUAUAGCAAUAAUAUUGAUGUCAAUCUGGAAGUAUGCCCAGACCAGCUGGCUGGCCAAGCUUGUUCCAGAGGCAACCUGUGUCCAUAUCAACACUUCGAAGCUAUGCAGCUUGCUGAUGAUCAAAUUCUCCUACAGCUGGGAUCUCACAGUAGUUUUGAGGGGGAGCAAAAAGCUCAGUUCAUCAAUGGACUUCGUCGACUGCUCACUGACUACCGCGAACGCAAGAUUAAGGAUUUCCAGACGAUCAGCAACGGCAUUGUCGACUAUAGGGCCAACUUUUCUGGCGACAAGAGCAAAAUCCUCCCCUUGGGAAAUGUCAGCCUCUAA
Molecule: messenger RNA, 3282 nt
Organism: Clonostachys solani
Lineage: Eukaryota; Fungi; Ascomycota; Sordariomycetes; Hypocreales; Bionectriaceae
Source: the annotation of a GenBank genome assembly